GCAUAGAUUCAUCCGAGGAGCACCAAAAACCUUCUUAAAAUGAUCAUCUGGGAACUGGAAAAGUGGAACCUUCUUUCUCAGGAGCCCCUGUGGCUACGUGCACCUUCCCUUUUAUCGGUUCUCCAGAAUUAAAAAAAAAAAAAAAUCUUUCGCUGUCUUUCCCUCUUCUUUUUCUCCGACCAAAUCCUGAUCUCUGCUGUCCUGUUUCUCCCUCCCCAACCUCCCACCCUUUCCAUUAGCUUCCAUCCCGGCCAAAUCCCCUGCCGUCCAGGCGCGGGAACAUGGAAGCGAGCCACCUCACCGUCGCGACGGCGUUCUCAGACUCGGACAACGGCAGCAGUGUCUGCUUCGGCGAGGCCGUCCCCGCACCGGCGGACUCCCCUGCCGCCGACUUGGAGGCCCUCCGCCGCCUCUCCGACAACCUGAGCUCCGUCUUCCAGUCGCCGGACUUUGAAUUCUGUACCGACGCCCGCAUCUCCGUAGCCGGCAGCCCCCCGCGGGAGGUCGGCGCCCACCGUUGUGUGCUCUCCGCCCGGAGUCCCUUCUUCCGCGAGGUGUUCGCGAAGCGGGAGAAAGGGGUGCCGGCGAAGCUGGAGCUCAGGGAGCUGGUGAGGGACUUGGAGGUCGGGUACGAGGCCCUGAUGGCGGUCUUGGGGUACCUCUACAGCGGGAGGGUGGGCUCGCUCCCGAGCAUGGUCUGUAGGUGCGUCGACGAGGAGUGCUCUCACGAGGGCUGCCGGCCCGCCGUUGAUUUCGUGGUCGAGGUGCUCUAUGCUUCCUUCACCUUCCAGAUCUCCGAGCUGGUCAACCUGUUCCAGCGGCACCUUCUUGAUAUUCUUGAAAAGGUGGCUAUAGAUGACAUAUCGGUGAUUCUAAAUGUUGCAAAUCUGUGCAGUAAGUCUUGUGCCAGAUUGCUGAGCAAAUGCAUUGAAAUAGUAGUGAAGUCAGACCUGGACACUGUCACACUUGACAAGGCAUUGCCUCCAGAUAUUGUCAAGCAAAUAAUAGAUUUACGGUUAAGUCUUGGAUUAGUUGGACCUGAAAACAGUGGCUUUCCUGAUAAACAUGUGAAGAGAAUACAUAGGGCUCUUGAUUCAGAUGAUGUUGAAUUAAUCAGAAUGUUACUAAAGGAGGGGCACACCUCCUUAGAUGAUUCAUACGCACUGCAUUAUGCUGUAGCACAUUGUGACUCGAAAAUCACUACAGAGCUUCUGGAUCUUGGACUUGCAGAUGUUAAUCACAGAAACCGAAGGGGUUAUACUGUACUUCACAUAGCUGCGAUGCGUAAAGAACCAAAAAUUAUUGUGUCGCUUCUAACAAAGGGAGCUAGACCAUCUGAUCUAACAUUAGAUGGAAGAAAAGCACUUCAAAUCUCGAAAAGACUUACCAAGUCUGUGGAUUACAAUAGGUAUACUGAAGAAGGAAAAGCCUCUCCCAAGGAUCGCUUGUGCAUUGAAAUAUUAGAGCAAGCUGAAAGAAGGGACCCACAAAUAGGAGAAGCUUCUGUUUCUCUUGCAAUGGCAGGUGAUGACCUGCGUGGAAGAUUGUUAUACCUUGAGAACCGAGUUGCUCUGGCAAGGGUUUUAUUCCCCAUGGAGGCAAAAGUUGCCAUGGACAUUGCUCAAGUGGAUGGGACUUUGGAGUUCACUCUAGGUUGUACUCCAAACCCUUCAACCACAAACCAGAAGACAUCAGUGGAUUUAAACGAAACACCUUUCAAGAUCAAGGAGGAGCAUCUUGCUCGAAUUAAAGCACUCUCUAGAACAGUGGAACUCGGUAAGCGUUUCUUCCCACGGUGCUCAGAGGUUCUUAACAAGAUCAUGGAUGAUGACUACUCAGAGUUCACUUCUCUCGGUCAAGAUGCCUCGGAAGAGAAAAGGAAGAGAUACCGUGAGCUGCAAGAUGUUCUCACAAAAGCAUUUAGUGAGGACAAGGAGGAAUUUGAUAGGUCUGCCAUCUCAUCUUCAUCAUCAACAUCAUGGUCAAGAAUAUGAAGUUCGCAUCCAGCAGCGGUUUUGUUUGUUAGAUUUGUAAUGUUCUCCAUUCCCUGCUUUUCUUCUUUAAAGCUUGCUUGUUUACUGGGUUUUCUUGGCAUGCCAAGGGGAUUAUUUGUUGCCACAUUCAAAGAAGAUUGACCCUCCCCUCAAAAAUGUUGUUGUAAAUAUAAACGUUUCAUGCACAUAUUUGUUCUCCCAAAA
Molecule: messenger RNA, 2198 nt
Organism: Elaeis guineensis (African oil palm)
Lineage: Eukaryota; Viridiplantae; Streptophyta; Magnoliopsida; Arecales; Arecaceae
Product: BTB/POZ domain and ankyrin repeat-containing protein NPR1
Biological process (GO): defense response to fungus; defense response to bacterium; regulation of salicylic acid mediated signaling pathway
Cellular component (GO): cytoplasm; nucleus
Molecular function (GO): protein binding
Source: RefSeq, a predicted model, not a curated record